Molecule: messenger RNA, 3033 nt
Organism: Lipotes vexillifer (Yangtze River dolphin)
Lineage: Eukaryota; Metazoa; Chordata; Mammalia; Artiodactyla; Lipotidae
Product: argonaute RISC catalytic component 3
Exons: 19
Coding region: 87-2669 (860 amino acids)
Biological process (GO): regulatory ncRNA-mediated gene silencing; regulation of stem cell proliferation
Molecular function (GO): RNA binding; protein binding
Source: RefSeq, a predicted model, not a curated record
GUCGCGCCGCGUCGCCCCCUGCGCCGCCUCCUUGCCCUCAGUGGCGGGCGCCCUUCUCGCUGGAAGCAUUCCCCCCAGCUCCAUGAAUGGAAAUCGGCUCCGCAGGACCCGUUGGGGCCCAGCCCCUACUCAUGGUGCCCAGAAGACCUGGCUAUGGCACCAUGGGCAAACCCAUUAAAUUGCUGGCUAACUGUUUUCAAGUUGAAAUUCCAAAGAUUGAUGUCUACCUCUAUGAGGUAGAUAUUAAACCAGACAAGUGUCCUAGGAGAGUGAACAGGGAGGUGGUUGACUCAAUGGUUCAGCAUUUUAAAGUAACUAUAUUUGGGGACCGUAGACCAGUUUAUGAUGGAAAAAGAAGCCUUUACACAGCCAAUCCACUUCCUGUGGCAACUACAGGGGUAGAUUUAGAUGUUACUUUACCUGGGGAAGGUGGAAAAGAUCGACCUUUCAAGGUGUCAAUCAAAUUUGUCUCUCGGGUGAGUUGGCACCUACUACAUGAAGUACUGACAGGACGGACCUUGCCAGAGCCACUGGAAUUAGACAAGCCAAUCAGCACUAAUCCUGUCCACGCCGUUGAUGUGGUGCUACGACAUCUGCCCUCCAUGAAAUAUACGCCUGUGGGGCGUUCCUUUUUCUCAGCUCCAGAAGGAUAUGACCACCCUCUGGGAGGGGGCAGGGAAGUUUGGUUUGGAUUCCAUCAGUCUGUUCGGCCUGCCAUGUGGAAAAUGAUGCUUAAUAUUGAUGUUUCUGCCACUGCCUUCUACAAAGCACAACCUGUAAUUCAGUUCAUGUGUGAAGUUCUUGACAUUCAUAAUAUUGAUGAGCAGCCAAGACCUCUGACUGAUUCUCAUCGGGUAAAAUUCACCAAAGAGAUAAAAGGUCUGAAGGUUGAAGUGACUCAUUGUGGAACAAUGAGACGGAAAUACCGUGUUUGUAAUGUAACAAGAAGGCCUGCCAGUCAUCAAACCUUUCCUUUACAGUUAGAAAAUGGCCAAACUGUGGAGAGAACAGUAGCACAGUAUUUCAGAGAAAAGUAUACUCUUCAGCUGAAGUACCCACACCUUCCCUGUCUGCAAGUGGGGCAGGAGCAGAAACAUACCUAUCUGCCACUAGAAGUCUGUAAUAUUGUGGCAGGGCAACGAUGUAUCAAGAAGCUAACGGACAAUCAAACCUCCACUAUGAUCAAAGCAACAGCAAGAUCUGCACCAGAUAGACAAGAGGAAAUUAGCAGAUUGGUAAGAAGUGCAAAUUAUGAAACAGAUCCAUUUGUUCAGGAGUUUCAAUUUAAAGUUCGGGAUGAAAUGGCCCAUGUAACCGGACGCGUACUUCCAGCACCUAUGCUCCAGUAUGGUGGCCGGAAUCGGACAGUAGCAACACCAAGCCACGGAGUAUGGGACAUGCGAGGGAAACAGUUCCACACAGGAGUUGAAAUCAAAAUGUGGGCUAUAGCUUGUUUUGCCACACAGAGGCAGUGCAGAGAAGAAAUAUUGAAGGGUUUCACGGACCAGCUGCGUAAGAUUUCUAAAGAUGCAGGGAUGCCCAUCCAGGGCCAGCCUUGCUUCUGCAAAUACGCGCAGGGGGCAGACAGCGUGGAGCCCAUGUUCCGGCAUCUCAAGAACACGUACUCUGGGCUACAGCUCAUUAUUGUCAUCCUGCCAGGGAAGACACCAGUGUAUGCGGAGGUGAAACGUGUUGGAGAUACACUUUUGGGUAUGGCUACACAGUGUGUUCAAGUCAAGAAUGUAAUAAAAACAUCCCCUCAAACUCUCUCAAACCUGUGCCUAAAGAUAAAUGUUAAACUUGGAGGGAUCAAUAAUAUUCUUGUACCUCAUCAAAGACCUUCUGUGUUCCAGCAACCAGUGAUCUUUUUGGGAGCAGAUGUCACUCAUCCACCAGCUGGUGAUGGGAAGAAGCCUUCUAUUGCUGCUGUUGUAGGUAGUAUGGAUGCCCACCCAAGCAGAUACUGUGCUACAGUAAGAGUUCAGAGACCCCGACAGGAGAUCAUCCAGGACCUUGCCUCCAUGGUCCGAGAACUUCUCAUUCAGUUUUAUAAGUCAACUCGGUUCAAACCUACUCGUAUCAUCUUUUAUCGGGAUGGUGUUUCAGAGGGGCAGUUUAGGCAGGUAUUAUAUUAUGAACUACUAGCAAUUCGAGAAGCCUGCAUCAGUUUGGAGAAAGACUAUCAACCUGGAAUAACUUACAUUGUAGUUCAGAAGAGGCAUCACACUCGAUUAUUUUGUGCUGAUAGGACUGAAAGGGUCGGAAGAAGUGGCAAUAUCCCAGCUGGAACAACAGUUGAUACAGACAUUACACACCCAUAUGAGUUUGAUUUUUACCUCUGUAGCCAUGCUGGAAUACAGGGUACCAGCCGUCCUUCACACUAUCAUGUUUUAUGGGAUGAUAACUGCUUUACUGCAGAUGAACUUCAACUGCUAACUUACCAGCUCUGCCACACUUACGUGCGCUGCACACGAUCAGUUUCUAUACCUGCACCAGCGUAUUAUGCUCACCUGGUAGCAUUUAGAGCCAGAUAUCAUCUUGUGGACAAAGAACAUGACAGUGCUGAAGGAAGUCACGUUUCAGGACAGAGCAAUGGAAGAGAUCCACAAGCUCUUGCCAAGGCUGUACAGAUUCACCAAGAUACCUUACGCACAAUGUACUUUGCUUAAAAAGUCUAAGAAUAUUCUCUGAGAGGAAGAACUGGAAGAUGAAUCAACAUACAACUUAUGUUUCCAGUGGAGUCAGCUGAGUGGGGAUGCCUCCAGCCAUACAGAAACCAACACUGUGUGGGGGCCAGGGUAUGAUCUUUAUGUUGAUACAAGGAAGAUUGUUUACUUCAUCACGGAACACAGCACCAUUAUGCAAUAUGAAACCAGCCAACUGCUUUUUUGUGCGGUCUCCUGUAGGAAGUAUCGCGAUCAUUUUGUUUUCACUUUCUUGUAGUCUAACCCUUUUAAUGCCUUUACCUCAAGUUGCUUGGCAGCACAACUCUUUGCAAAAAAAAAAAAGUAAAGAAAAAGUAAAUGAUGGUUU